Molecule: messenger RNA, 1673 nt
Organism: Capsicum annuum
Lineage: Eukaryota; Viridiplantae; Streptophyta; Magnoliopsida; Solanales; Solanaceae
Product: putative high mobility group B protein 11
Exons: 6
Coding region: 53-1312 (419 amino acids)
Molecular function (GO): DNA binding
Source: RefSeq, a predicted model, not a curated record
CACAAAUGUAACCACGUCAGACCAAAUUGGUGCCCACAUAAUUACGUGGACGAUGUAUCUUGAACCCAAUAACACAGUCGAGUGCAUUGGAAAUUGGAGGGGAGAAAGUGUUGGUGUGCUCUGUGCGGUGUGCAGUUUCAGCAUGGCGGAAGAGGAGAACAAUACCGUUACAAUGGUGAAGAAAAUUAACACCGGCGAUAAGUUUUCCGGUGGCGGAACUUAUGCAUGUGGCUUCUCGUCGCCUAUAUCUGCCACCACCGAUGUAUCGACAGUGCAGAAUUUGGCCGGAGGAAGCUCCUAUGAUGGGAAGGAUAGCUUCUAUGAAAAGCUUGACAAACUCAACGAGCCCUCUGGCCUUAGUCUGGCCUUUAACUUAAGACAAACAACUUUGGAUUUGCAUCUUUUCUAUGAAGAAGUCACUAAAAGAGGUGGAUUUAAUCAGGUCACCAAGGAUGCUAAGUGGGGUGAAGUUGCAUCUACAUUGCAUGUGAAAAGCAAUAUCACAAUGUUUCCGACUCAACUUCAGAAGGUGUAUGAAAUUCUCCUCCUCCAAUUUGAGCAACUGUAUUACUAUCGAAGUAGAGAAAAAGGAACCAUGCAACCACCUAGUCAAGUUUCUGAUGCUGCUAGGCUAGAACCAGUAAAAGGUUCUGGGGAUAGGUCAAAUGACUCUGCUGGGAAGAGGAAAUUUUGUGACCGGUCAUCUCCUGUGGUAACCUUGCCCUCUAAUGAUGGGAACGGUCCAAUAGACAAAGGGAAAUGUAUUACUGAUAGUCGCGUAGUUUCGACAGUAGGGCCCGAGACGCCAGAGCAAAAAUCUCAGAGUUCAUCAACCCACAAGUAUAUGAGGAAAGACCCCGGUGCUCCAAUAAGAUGGAGGAGCUCAUAUCAGAUGUACAUCAAGUUGGAAUGUGAAAGACUAAAGAAAGUAUUUGGUGAGAGUUCUGGUACUAAGAAUAUCAGAGACAUGGCAAUUAGUGCCUGGAAGACAAUGUCUGAAAAUGACAAAGAGCCUUAUGUUGAAGCAAGUAAGUUGGAUAAGGAAAGAUAUAACCGAGAAAUGGCUGCUUAUGAACACGUCAAGAACAAGGAAACUGCAAAUAGUCCAAACUUGCACAGGGUUUUAGCCCCGAGUAUGAUCGACUUUGGUGCACCAUCAAGAAUUGAUGAUAGGUAUUAUGUGACUUCGCAAGCUGAUACUGUAAGCAACACUGUCCCUGAUGCAUCCUUUAUCGAGUCCACAGUGCAAAUAUCGGAUAAUGGCAAUUCAAGUAACCCCACAUUUCAGAUGGAUUGGGGCUAUUUUGCCUAGUCGAGGCAAAGUUUCAGUUUUCUAGCUUACUGGUUCUUGGAAGGUAUGUAUUGCAUUCUGUCUGAAAGUACCUAGUAUCCUUAGCAUGGUGCUUUGAAAGAUGUAUAUAGCUUGUAGUCUUUGGAAAUUAGCGUGUCAAGAAACAGAAUUUCUAGGUUGUAGAGGGGUGUGAACAUGAAAAAUGCAGUUCGCUGCCUGCAAAUUUUGUAGAAGGGUCCAUGUGUGCUCUUCUGUUAUGGGAAGUUUCCAUAGAUUUUGUAUAAGCGAUACCAACUUUUGCAUCUUUUCAAGUAGUAUAUAAACUUUUAUGUAAGCUAUUUAUAUUGGUAGGGAUCUGUGUUUCACAUUGUUAUUGUUAAAA